This is a messenger RNA of Branchiostoma belcheri (Belcher's lancelet), 1538 nucleotides long. Its product is annotated as procollagen C-endopeptidase enhancer 2-like. The record is from RefSeq and is a predicted model, not a curated record. The transcript has 10 exons. Bases 214 to 1251 code for a protein of 345 amino acids. Lineage: Eukaryota; Metazoa; Chordata; Leptocardii; Amphioxiformes; Branchiostomatidae.
GUUCUCCCAAUUCUAGAUCUUGUCGGAUCGUCUGACAACAACGAUGUAAACAAGUAGGCAAAGAAUGAUGUAAUGGUCACGUGGUGACGCCGGCUACACAAGGGCUUAUUCAAACGUCUGUACAGGUUCUGACGCUGUUCCAGCCAACAGUGCCAAACAAAGACGUGAAUUUUUCCUGUUCUUUGCCGUCGUCCACCUGAGUAACCCACGCGGAUGUAUAUAGCUGCACUACUUGCGCUCCUGGCGGUGAUUCGGCCCGUCCUGCCGGAAACAAUUUGUGAUAGCCCCUUGCUGAUCGCGACGUCAUCACCGGGAGUGCUGACGUCAGAUGGUUACCCCGGUCUGUACCCGGCAGGUACCGACUGCACCUGCGAACUCAGAGGGACACUCGGGAACGUGGUAGAAAUCAGCUUCAAUGACUUCCUGGUCGACCCGUCCCCAGGGUCGUUAUCUGGUGCCCCGGGAACGUGCUCACGCCACUAUCUGGAGGUGUACAAUGGACUCGAGACCAAUGGGAACCUUUUAGGUUCGUUCUGUGGAGACGAGACUCCGCCCAUCUUGUUGUCUAGUGACGUCACCCUGACCCUGAAGUUUGUGACCAAUCCCUGGUCCGCUAACAACCGGUACAGGGGCUUCUCUCUUAACUACACCGCCAUUGCCGGAUCACAGGGCCCGGACCUUGACUCGGGCUGUUGGAGCAUGCGCAGACUAACUGCCCCAAGUGGGACCAUCGUCAGCCCAGGCUUUCCUGUGGAGUACCCAGCAAGCUUAGCAUGUACGUGGGAAAUAGUGACGCAUCCGGACAGCAAAAUCACCCUGCAGUUCUUGACCUUCCUGGUAGGAGGCAUCUCUGCAACAUGCGACAACAACGUUAACGACUACGUUAUUGUGUACAGAGGAACAGGGGAAAGCAAAGAAUCAGAAGGGACAUACUGUGGAUGGGAGUUGCCACAAUUUACGGACCUGCUGAAUGAAGUCACCAUUGAGUUCGUAUCCAACAAUGUCGGUGGAUUCCGCGGGUUUUUCGUGGUGUACACCGCUGUAGGUCCGACAACCACACCCGCACCUCCACCAACCAUCACCACAACGGUGCCUCCCCCCGUGAACACAAUGAACACUCCCCAGCCCCCCGUCACCCCCGGGGCCUCCUAUGUCCCCACGGUAGGGGACCACGCCGCCCGACUGGGGGACAACAUCUACAUCAUGAUCCUCUUCUUACUUGUUGCAAUACUGACUCCAAUCGCUAGAUGAUACCUGACACCAGUUCACACACGAGAGAAAUACCUACCAGUAAUGCUGCAAUGAUGUAAAAUAUCAAAUUAUACAGAAAAAUGAAAAUAUGAGAAAGAUUUAGUUUUAUAGCAGUAUAAUGUGAUAUAGUCUUAUCGUUCUUUUUUUGUCAUACAUGUAAUUGUGCAUAUGAUACUGCCAAUAUUACGUGGUAAGCUUAAGUGAGGCCAUGUUGAUUUGAUUAUAUGGAUGACAUCCGCGCGCGCAUGAAUUUUCGGCCGUUUCCACAAAAAAUGUUUUCAACCAUA